CCGGGCACUCCCUGGAUCCCGCGGUCCCUCCCCGCUGCCGCUCCCGCCCUUGGCCGCGCGCGGGCCUCGCCCCGCCCUCCCCGCAGGUCCUGGCAGGGCCGUAGGGAGGGAGCGCGGGCGGAGAGCGGGGGCGGUCAGGACCCGGCCGGGACGAUGCUGCCCGCGGGCCGCGGCGGGCGGGGCGGCGAGGAAGAGGAGCAGCCGCAGCCCGGCUCCGGCGCUGGACACGAGAACAGGCCUUCACCCAAGGAGCUGGAGGAGCUGGAACUGCUGAACAGGGCCUUAGAGAAGGCACUGAAAGUCAGGAAAAGCAUCUUGAAAAGUCCAUUAGAGGCCCCGGGAGCUACAGGAAAGAAAUUGGCAGGUGAGGGACCUGCUGCCAGGAAGGCUGAAGAGCAGCAGGGGCCUGUACCUGUUGAGGAUGUUCCUGAGAGCACAAAGGUGGGAACUGGAAGCAAAAAGCCUGGCUCUUCAAAGAAGCCCUCUGCAUACCAGCUAAGAGCCCCUUAUAGGACUGACCCAGAUGUGAAGAAACCACAAAGGAAAGCCCCAGCCAGAUGUGUUUCUCAAGGUCCCAGGACAUCUGGGAAGAACUCCUCAAAAGGGGUGGCUUCGAAACAAAGAGGGAGUCAGAGGACAGCAACUGGCAGUGCCACAGAGGUCUGUGCUCCAGCUGAACCCCAAGAGACACUUGGCUCGUCCAAAUCUGCCCCAAAUGAGCAGCAAAGUUUUUCUGUGGGGGAUUCAGCUGGGGAAAAGAACUCAAUAGCUGCUGGCCAGGAGUUAUUUGAUGCAGGGAAGAAAAGUUGUGGUUUCCUGGGAGAGUCCAGCAAAAAGGAGGACACUGCAGGUGCAUCAGGAAGGAGCUUCUCACCUGGGACAGGCACCCUGUGGGAAAAGGGAUGCCAGCUGAAGCUCCCCCUUCCCUACAGGAUAGCCUAUUCCAGGAACUCCAGGGCAUGGGAGAAAUGUCAUCUGUGCCAAACAAGUGCAGAUGCAGCAGCUGCAAGGGCCCGUUUUGUGAAGAGGAUCCAGACAACUUUUGAGUUUUGUUCACCGAAGGCAGACUUCAGUCCUGCAGAGAUAGAGGAGGAAUUGAGGGUCCUCCAGGAUGUCCCCUCCCAUCUGAGGCAGUAUGUGGAAGCUGAGACUGCAGACCCUCCCACUCUACAAGGGGAGUAUGAAAGCCUUUUGACCUUGGAGGGUUUGCAAACCACAGUUGCUCAGUACCUGCAGAAGCUGCAGCUUCUUCGAGCAGCUCUGGAGUCCCAGCUGAGGCUGCGCCCAGACUGCACUGGGGAUGUGGGAAGCUGCUCCCCAGCCUGUGUCCCUGCCAGGGGACAGAUAUGUGACACUGCAGGAGUGCUGGCUCUGCCUCUCCUGUGUUACUCCAGCUUCCAGGAGCUGAGGGACCUGUUUGCCUUGAAGCUGCAAGUGUCAAUGCUGCACCAAGAGAUUGCCCUACAAAAGGUCUCACACAGCUUUCCAGAGCAGCCUGAAGAGGGGCAAAGUCUGAUCCAAACCAGCUGUAUUCUUCCCCAGAGUGGCAUGGCUUCCCUGGGGAUGCUGUCGGCAAGAGCAGUGCCCACAAAAAAAAGGAGGAGAAUACAUCCCAUGUCCAGACUAAUGCCCAAACCUGCCCUUUCCUGUGUCAGUCCCAUUGGCUCCUCUGAUUCUCCAUCUCACCUGCCCCAGAGCCUCCUGCUCACUGCCCAGCUCUGCUUCUCCAACAGUGUGGAUUUUUUGCCUUAUUUUUGGCUUUCUCUCAGCUGAUGCAGAAACAGCUGGGCCCCAUCGGCUCGGGGGAAGCGCUGACCUGGGAAAGGCUCCAGGUCUCUUACGUUUGCUGCAAUAGCUCAUCCCUUUCCUCUCUCCUUCAGGAAAACCAAUA
Messenger RNA from Pipra filicauda (Wire-tailed manakin), 1891 nucleotides. It is a transcript of the gene TEDC2, whose product is annotated as tubulin epsilon and delta complex 2. The transcript is spliced from 9 exons. The record is from RefSeq and is a predicted model, not a curated record. Bases 154 to 1773 code for a protein of 539 amino acids. NCBI's taxonomy places the organism in Eukaryota, Metazoa, Chordata, Aves, Passeriformes, Pipridae.